AUGUCUGCCCCUUCAAGAACCGAUGCCAAGAAAGAUCAAUUCGUAGGAAACGUCAAGGAUAACGUAGGAGGAGCUGUUGGCAAUGAAAGCCUUCAAAGCAAGGGAAAAACACAAAACGCUGCUGGUGAGACUCAAGAGACUGCUGCCAAUGUGACUGGAUAUGUCCAAGGAGCUGCUGACCAAGUAGGUGGAGCUGUCAAGGGAGCUGUUAACUCUCUCACUGGUAAUACCACUGGCGAAGCUGGAAACAAGGCCCAAGAAAAGAAGGGUGAAGCUCAAAAGGCCUUCAAUUCUUAA
Molecule: messenger RNA, 297 nt
Organism: Mucor mucedo
Lineage: Eukaryota; Fungi; Mucoromycota; Mucoromycetes; Mucorales; Mucoraceae
Exons: 1
Coding region: 1-297 (98 amino acids)
Source: RefSeq, a predicted model, not a curated record